Messenger RNA from Pneumocystis jirovecii RU7, 522 nucleotides. Its product is annotated as glucosamine 6-phosphate N-acetyltransferase. Lineage: Eukaryota; Fungi; Ascomycota; Pneumocystomycetes; Pneumocystales; Pneumocystaceae. Gene Ontology annotation, cellular component: Golgi apparatus; endoplasmic reticulum-Golgi intermediate compartment; endoplasmic reticulum. Gene Ontology annotation, molecular function: glucosamine 6-phosphate N-acetyltransferase activity; monosaccharide binding. The transcript is spliced from 4 exons. Gene Ontology annotation, biological process: UDP-N-acetylglucosamine biosynthetic process. The record is from RefSeq and is a predicted model, not a curated record. The coding region runs from base 1 to 522 and encodes 173 amino acids.
AUGAAAGACCAUGCAGAUCAAGAAUUGUUUUCUAGGCUACUUCUUUUAGAUGGGCCUAGUCUUCCUGGAAGAUUAAAAUUUAGGCCUUUACAAAGAAAUGAUUGGCAACGAGAAUUUAACGCUUUAUUAAAUUGUCUUUCUGGAGAAGAAUAUACGUUAAAUAAACAAGAUUUUGAGGCACGGUUUGAUCUUAUUCAAUCUACACUUCCGAAAAGCUACUUUAUUGUUGUUAUUGAGGACAGUGUGACAAAAGAAAUUAUUGCAUGUGGAACUGUAUUUAUAGAAUAUAAAUUUUUAAAAUCUGCAUCCAAAGCUGCUCAUAUUGAAGAUAUUGUUGUUGCGAAAUCUUAUAGAGGGAAAAAUAUUGGGAAAUUGUUAGGAUUAAUUGAAAUGCUUUGUAAAAUUGCAAAAACAGAAAAAUGCUAUAAAAUUGUACUUGAUUGUAAAGAAAAUAAUAUCGAAUUUUAUAAGAAAUGUAAUUUUAAAGCUACAGGUAUUGAAAUGAAGCAGUAUAUUAGUUAA